Molecule: messenger RNA, 1703 nt
Organism: Symsagittifera roscoffensis
Lineage: Eukaryota; Metazoa; Xenacoelomorpha; Acoela; Convolutidae
Product: U3 small nucleolar RNA-interacting protein 2-like
Exons: 2
Coding region: 224-1639 (471 amino acids)
Cellular component (GO): small-subunit processome
Molecular function (GO): U3 snoRNA binding; protein binding
Source: RefSeq, a predicted model, not a curated record
GUGCAUCGAGCUACAUUGUUCCGAGCACCUAACAUGCGAUGAAACUUGUAUUCGGUUUAGUUUUAUUUUCACGCCGAUUCAGGUACAGCAAAGAAGUAUAAUCAUAAGGAAACAGCAAUAACAUCUUAAAGUAGUGAACGCGUUUUUUGCAAGAUUCUACAGGUGCCUAAAAUGCAAAGCUUACGUGAGGCGUCGAAAAUUGUUUUUUUUUCUUCAAUUUCAGAUGUCUAAGUUCUUUGCUCGGAAGCGAAAGCCCGAAUUAGGCACAGCAGGCAAGCCAACUAAAAGUAAACUCCUGAAACCGAGCAGCAACAUUGGGAGCAAGAAAGUGAAGAAGAAGGAUUUUGAAGACGAGGUGGUGACUUCGGACAGCGACUUGGACGGAGGCUCACUUCCCCCGCCUGAAGACAACGAAGAGGAGGCUGAGAAUGAAGAAGAGACUAAUCAGCAGACAAAACUAAGACUUGCAAAAGCAUAUAUUGAGGAAGUGAAGGAAAAGGUUCGGCUGGGGUUGACCUCAGAUCGCAAACGACUACACGGGGACGAAUCGGGAGGUGAGAGCUCAGAUGACAAUUCCGACGAAGAAGCUCAAGUGGGGCUCGCAUUACGGAAAGAAAGUGCGCUCAAGUCAGGACAAUUGCAACAAGAAUAUUCUAGAAUCUUUACUGAGAACGAACCAAAAGAAGUGCAAAGAUUCACAGGACAUAAAAAUUCUGUUACAUGUGGCUGUUUAAGUGCAAAUGGCCUUGAAUUAUACACAGGAGCGAAAGAUUGUUCUAUCAUCAAGUGGUGCUUGGUUAAGGCAGAAAGAAUAUGGCGGAUCCAAGGGCAAAAAAAGAAAGCAAAAGACAGAGUUUGUCAUAAAUAUCAAGUGAACAGUAUUGCUGUUUCUGACGAUUCAAAGUUUUUAGUUUCUGCAGGAAAUGACAAUGAAAUUUUCAUAUGGAAUCCUUUAAACGGAAGUUUGGUGACUAAGCUUAAAGGUCACCAAUCUAGUGUGAUCUCUUUGGCGUUCAAGCCGCAUAGUUAUCAGUUGUUCAGUACUUCUAAGGACAGAUUUGUGAAGAUUUGGCAGGUUGACGACGAAGUUUUGCUCGACAAUUUGUGCGGUCAUGAAAGUACAGUAAACUCAGUUCAUGUUUUCUACGAGAAUCCGGUAACAAGUGGAGGAAUUGACAAAACGAUACGACUUUGGAAAGUGGCAGAAAGUUCGCAACUUGUUUUUGUACAUUCAGAGUAUGUUGAUUGCGUUUUGUGUUUGAGUAGAGAAACUUUUGUGUCUGGAGAUUGCGCAGGUGCGCUUUGUAUCUGGUCGACCAAAAAGAAGAAGCCAAUUUUUAAACAGCUGGAUGCACAUUCGCCCAAGUGGGUUGCUAGCUUAGCUACUUUGCCUUCUUCUGAUAUUUUAGCAUCGGGCUCUUCUUGUGGAGCAGUUAAACUGUGGAAAGUUAUAAAAUACGUGAAACUGCAAUUGAUUCGAUCGGUUCCAGUGACAGGUUUCGUCAAUUUUAUUCUGUUUACCCCUGAUGCGACAAAGAUGAUUUUGGGUAUCUCAAAAGAAAAUAAACUGGGAAGGUUUGAAGUGAUUGAAAACUGUAAAAAAUCAGUUAUGGUGUAUCAAUUUACAGCUGCUGAGUAAGACUGUCAAUGAAUUGUGAAUUGAUCUUAUAAAAGGUAUAUAAAAUUUUAAGUUUUGUUCUUUG